AUGACACCACCCAUCACGGACUCCGACUCCGCGUCAUGCGGCCCCUCCUCUUGCUCUCCCACCGCCGCCGGCGACAACACCCUCCUCUCCACCACCAUCGCCCUCACCCCAGCCCUACUCACCUUCGCACUCGCCUCCUUCCUGGCACUCACCCGCCUCUUCCCCCACCUCGCCCGCCUCCAGCAACCCUCCUCCACCUCCCCAACCAGCAGCGGCACCAAACUCAGCAGCAGCAGCAGCGGAAUCGCCCUCGACGACGGCGCCGACCACUUCCUGCCGGCCUCGGCCCCGCCCUCCCUGCGCCAAGCGCACGCCGAACAGGCCGCCCGCUCCCCGCGCCGCCGCCUCGCCGCCGCCGCCUUCGCCGCCACCAUCGGCCUGUCCGCCGUGCUGGCCGAGCUGAUCCUGGCCGAGAUCCUCGAGCUGCGCGGGUGGCUGCUGGGGGCGCACGCGCGCGCCGCGGGGCUGCGGGUGACGGUGCCGACGCUGGUGGGGAUGUUGGUGGGGGUGGUGCCGUUUUUGGAGGCGCAGAGUGUGUUGGCGUCAAGGGGGUGGCGGUUUGGGAGGGAUGGGAAGGGCAGGGUGGUUUCCAGGGCGGCGUGGGUGGUGCUGGGGUUGGUGUUUGUGGGGUGGUUGGCGGGGUUUUGGUUUGUGGGGAGGGUGGUUACGGGGUUGGGGAUGGGGUGGGCUGGUGGGGUGGAUGAGGAAUUGAGGCGGCUGGCGGGGAUGGCGAGUGCGGAGGGGCCUGGGGAGGGGGCUUGA
This is a messenger RNA of Chaetomium globosum CBS 148.51, 762 nucleotides long. RefSeq lists its product as uncharacterized. The record is from RefSeq and is a predicted model, not a curated record. The transcript has a single exon. The coding region runs from base 1 to 762 and encodes 253 amino acids. Lineage: Eukaryota; Fungi; Ascomycota; Sordariomycetes; Sordariales; Chaetomiaceae.